Messenger RNA from Sitodiplosis mosellana (orange wheat blossom midge), 2303 nucleotides. RefSeq lists its product as uncharacterized. The transcript has 8 exons. Gene Ontology annotation, molecular function: phosphatase activity. The record is from RefSeq and is a predicted model, not a curated record. Bases 4 to 2019 code for a protein of 671 amino acids. NCBI's taxonomy places the organism in Eukaryota, Metazoa, Arthropoda, Insecta, Diptera, Cecidomyiidae. Gene Ontology annotation, cellular component: cytoplasm.
UUCAUGAAGUUGCAAAUGUGUGUGGACACAAGACGACGUAACAUUCAUUCUUGCAAGAUGUUCAAGCAAACAUGUACCGAACUAUUGAAAACAUCCAAUGAAAUCAUCAAUGAAUGGUUGAACUCAUUUGACACUGUAUUGACGGAUUGCGAUGGUGUUCUAUGGGUAAUGAAUCAUCCGAUACACGGUUCGCCCGAAGUGGUAAAUCGUCUGCAAGAGUUGGGCAAGCGUGUGUAUUUCAUCACAAAUAAUUCGACAAAAACACGAGCUGGUUUCCUCGAGAAGGCACAAACGAUGGGCUUCAAUAUCACCGAAGAAGGGAUUAUUUCAACGUCAUACGCUGCGGCCAAAUACUUGCAAAAGCGGCAAUUCAACAAAAAGGUCUAUUUGAUUGGCUCAUCGGGCAUUGCAGAGGAAUUGGAUAGUGUUGGUAUUGCACACACUGAACCUGGGCCAGAUGUCAUAAAAACCUCUUACUUUGACAUGUUGAGAGAAUUUAAAGUCGAUCCCGAAGUGGGUGCCGUUAUUGUUGGUUUUGAUGAGCAUUUCAGCUUUCCAAAAAUGAUAAAAGCCGUCAAUUAUCUGAACGAUCCGAAUUGUUUGUUCAUCGGCACAAACACCGAUGAACGUUUCCCAUCAAAAAUGGGCAUUGUUCCAGGUACCGGAUCGAUUGUACGGGCCGUACAAACAUGUGCCGAACGUGAACCAAUUGUUAUGGGCAAACCAAAUGUUUCCAUUUGCGAUUCAAUCAUUGACAACAUCAUUCCGGAACGAACACUUAUGAUUGGCGAUCGCGCUAAUACUGACAUUUUACUCGGCACCAAUUGCGGUUUCCAAACGAUGCUCGUCGCAACCGGCGUUCACCACUUAAACGACGUGCACAAAUGGCGCAAAAGCAAAGAUAAUGACGAUAAAAAACUCAUACCCGACGUAUUUCUACCAAGACUCGGCGAUCUGUUACCAUACCUAAACGAAUUUGUUGGUAAUACCAAUGGAAAAAACAAUUGCAAUAAAGAUAGACACAAAAGAGAUUUCGUUCCUCGAAGAAACGGCGGAAUUUCAAUGAACAUGUUUAAGGAUAGUGCAACAAAUCUACACAAUAUUUCCGUGGACAAAGGCAUUGAAUGGCUGCAAACAUUCGAUACAGUGCUCAGUGAUUGCGAUGGCGUUCUUUGGCUGAACAACAAGGCGAUUGACGGCAGUGCAGCGGUAUUGAAUCGAUUGCAAGAGAUCGGCAAACGUGUAUUUUUUGUAACAAACAAUGCGACCAAAUCCCGUGACACAUAUGUAAAAUUGGCGCGUGAACGUGGCUACAAUAUCACAAAAGAGCAAAUUAUCACACCGAUUCUGGCCACCGUCAGCUACUUGAAGAGCUUAAAUUUUGAUAAGAAAAUUUACACAAUCGGACGAUCGGUCAUCGAUGAACUCAAAACGUACAAUAUUUAUUGUGUUGACGAAACAGAUGACGAGCUUAUUAACACGCACUAUUCAAAUGUUACGUUAGACACAUUGAAUUUGGAUCCGAAUGUUGGUGCCGUUUUAGUGAAUUAUGAUCAUAAUUUUCAUUAUUCGCACAUUUUGAGGGCGAGCAAUUAUUUACGAGAUCCGAAUUGCCUGUUUUUGGCCAGCUGCAUGGACGAUCGCAUUCCAUCCAACAGCAAAAUGGUUGAUUUCAAUGGUAGAAUGGUGAUACCGGGCAUUUCGCCUAUAGCACGGGCCAUUGAAGCAUGCUCAUUUCGGAAAAUCAACAAUCUAGGCAAACCAAAUCCAUCCAUUUGCAAAACAUUACUUAGCGAUGGCCUCACAAAACCAACAAGAACGUUGAUGAUCGGCGAUAAUUGCGCCACCGAUAUCCUUUUGGGAAGAAACUGCGGCUUUCAGACACUUCUCGUUGGCAGCGGAAUGCACGGGCUCAAUGACAUUGAACGAUGGCAAAACAGUGAUAGCGAUGAAGAUAAACGCUUAAUACCCGACACUUAUAUCAACAAACUCGGCGAUUUGAUGACUUUUCUACAAUGAUCCACACCUAUCUGUCUCUCACUGUGUUUGUGUACGCGUGCAUGCGUUUUGUGUGUGAUGUUUUUUUUAAAUAUCUUUUUUUUGUGACUCAAACAAAACUCUACUGAUUAAUGACGACAUGAGAAAUUUGUAACUGUAAUAUUUUUUUUUGGGAUUGUUUUACUUUUGAAAUGAGAGGAACAUACGAGAAAUGACGAUAAAUCAAAGUAAAAUUAUGAUGUAUUUGUUACCAACCACGUGAAAAAAAAAAACAAAAUAAGAAAAAUAGAAAUAAUAAAACAAAA